Molecule: messenger RNA, 2880 nt
Organism: Nanorana parkeri
Lineage: Eukaryota; Metazoa; Chordata; Amphibia; Anura; Dicroglossidae
Gene: HIPK1
Product: homeodomain interacting protein kinase 1
Exons: 13
Biological process (GO): peptidyl-threonine phosphorylation; intrinsic apoptotic signaling pathway in response to DNA damage by p53 class mediator; peptidyl-serine phosphorylation
Cellular component (GO): cytoplasm; nucleus; PML body
Molecular function (GO): protein tyrosine kinase activity; ATP binding; protein serine/threonine kinase activity
Source: RefSeq, a predicted model, not a curated record
UUCGACGUAGAGGUGCCCCGCGGCGGGCACUGAGGUUUUCCUGAUGUACCCGCAGCGGGGGUCCGGAUCUUACCCGGCAUCUCCUCUCACCAGCGGCUGAGCCUCCCCACACACCAGCGGUAUGGCAUCACAGCUGCAGGUGUUCUCCCCUCCUUCCGUAUCAUCCAGUGCCUUCUGUAGUGCUAAGAAACUCAAAGUUGAGCCUUCCGGCUGGGAUGUUACGGGACAGGGUAAUAGCAACAAGUAUUACGCACACAGCAAAAACCUUGCUCAAGGGCACACAAGUUCGUCUCACCAGGUAGCCAAUUUCCGUCUACCCGCCUAUGAGCCCAACCUCCUAAUCCCAGCCGAGCACAUUGUGGUAACUGCGGCAGACAGCACAGGCAGCGGACCCACAACCUCCUUCCAAAAUAGCCAGAUCCUAAACCAUAGAAGUAACCUUUUACUGGAACCCUAUCAAAAAUGUGGACUGAAAAGAAAAAGUGAGGAGGUGGACAGCAACGGUAGUGUGCAGAUUAUUGAUGAACGGCCACCUCUGAUGCUGCAAAACAGAACCGCGGUGGGUGCUGCUGCCACAACCACCACUGUGACCACUAAAAGCAGCAGUUCUAAUGGUGAAGGAGAUUACCAGCUUGUUCAACAUGAAAUCCUGUGUUCCAUGACCAACAGCUAUGAGGUCUUGGAGUUUUUGGGCAGGGGGACCUUUGGCCAAGUGGCAAAAUGCUGGAAGCGUAGCACCAAGGAAAUUGUUGCCAUUAAGAUCUUAAAGAACCACCCUUCCUAUGCCAGGCAAGGUCAAAUAGAAGUGAGCAUCCUCUCACGUCUGAGCAGUGAAAAUGCAGACGAGUACAACUUUGUGCGUUCAUAUGAGUGCUUCCAGCACAAGAACCACACUUGCCUUGUUUUUGAAAUGUUGGAACAGAACCUUUAUGACUUCCUCAAGCAAAACAAGUUCAGUCCUCUUCCAUUGAAGUACAUCAGACCCAUCUUACAGCAGGUGGCCACUGCCCUAAUGAAGCUGAAAAGCUUAGGGUUAAUUCAUGCGGACUUAAAACCAGAGAACAUAAUGCUAGUAGAUCCAGUUCGCCAGCCUUAUAGAGUGAAGGUGAUAGACUUUGGUUCUGCCAGUCAUGUAUCUAAAGCGGUGUGCUCAACCUACUUACAGUCCCGGUACUACAGGGCACCUGAAAUUAUUCUUGGUUUGCCGUUUUGUGAAGCAAUAGAUAUGUGGUCCUUGGGUUGUGUCAUAGCAGAGCUGUUCCUUGGAUGGCCACUCUACCCUGGUGCAUCGGAGUACGAUCAGAUAAGGUACAUCUCUCAAACUCAAGGACUUCCUGCAGAAUAUCUUCUCAGUGCUGGAACAAAGACCUCUAGAUUUUUCAACAGGGAUCCAGAUUUGGGCUAUCCAUUGUGGAGGUUAAAGACCCCAGAGGAGCAUGAAAUGGAAACUGGGAUCAAAUCGAAAGAGGCUCGGAAGUAUAUCUUUAAUUGCUUAGAUGACAUGGCACAGGUGAAUAUGUCUACAGACCUAGAGGGCACAGAUAUGUUGGCAGAGAAGGCAGACAGAAGGGAAUAUAUAGAUUUGCUAAAGAAAAUGUUGACCAUUGAUGCGGAUAAGAGGAUAACUCCAAUGAAAACCUUAACCCAUCCAUUUGUUACCAUGACUCACCUGUUGGAUUUCCCUCAUAGUAACCAUGUGAAGUCAUGUUUUCAGAACAUGGAGAUCUGUAAACGAAGGAACAACAUGUAUGAUACAGUAAACCAAAUUAAGAGUCCUUUCACAACACAUGUUGCUCCCAAUACAAGCACAAAUCUAACGAUGAGCUUUAACAAUCAGCUGAACACUGUGCACAAUCAGGCUAGUGUAUUGGCUUCAAGUUCAUCCGCUGCCGCUACACUUUCCCUGGCAAAUUCAGAUGUCUCAUUACUGAACUAUCAGUCUGCGCUUUACCCGCCAUCUACAGCUCAAGUCACUGGCAUCACACAGCAGGGUGUCCCUCUGCAGCCUGGAGCAACCCAACUCUGUACCCAGACGGAUCCAUUCCAGCAGACGUUCAUUGUUUGUCCUCCAGCAUUUCAAGCUGCUGGGCUUCAAUCAACUACCAAGCAUUCCAGCUUUCCUGUUCGCAUGGACAGUAGCGUCCCCAUUGUACCACAAGCUCCUGCUGCACAACCUCUCCAGAUCCAGUCGGGAGUCCUGACUCAGGGAAGCUGUACACCACUAAUGGUAACAACUCUUCAUCCACACGUAGCCACCAUCACACCACAGUAUGCGGUACCAUUUACCUUGAACUGCGCAGCCGGGCGGCCGGCCUUAGUUGAACAGACUGCUGCUGUACUGCAGGCUUGGCCUGGUGGAACACAGCAGAUCUUACUGCCCUCUACAUGGCAGCAACUUCCUGGUGUUGCCCUUCAUAACUCUGUUCAGCCGACAGCCGUGAUUCCUGAAACUAUUGGAAGUAACCAGCAGCUUGCAGAUUGGAGAAAUGCACAUUCCCAUGGAAACCAGUAUAGCACACUGAUGCAGCAGCCAUCAUUACUUGCUAGCCAUGUGACUUUGGCUGCAGCCCAGCCUCUAAACGUGGGGGUUGCUCAUGUUGUGCGGCAGCACCAAAAUGGAAACGUGUCAGCAAAGAAAAACAAGCUACAGCAAUCUCAGAAUGCCAAGACCCUCUCUGCUUUGGAUGUUAUCCCUCCUCAAGUUUAUUCACUUGUUGGGAGCAGCCCACUUCAUGCCUCCACUUCAUACAACACGCUCCUCCCUAUCCACGAGCAACGCCAACCUAUUGUGAUUCCGGAUACUCCUAGCCCACCUGUGAGCGUUAUUACCAUCCGGAGUGACACUGAUGAGGAAGAAGAUAGCAAGUACAAGCCAGGAAG